AUGGAGCCCAGUGUCGACAAGGGCAAGCUCCCUUCUGAAGCGGAACCUGAUGAGACGCGCCAGGGACCCAGCUCUGUCGACAUGGACGAGCUCAACCGGAUCUUGCGCAAAUCCGUCGACGAGCCGCCACGUGCUCGACACAAGUUCUCACCAGGCACAGCUGUUCUACUUAUCUUCUACACAGUGGUUCAUAUCGCGUUCAUCCAGCCCGUAUCUUUGAUCCUAGGUCGCCAGUUCCUCGUCCCCAUCAUCUUCAUGCUCCUUAUCAAGCUCACCGCCACAACCUAUCUGGAAGAGGUGGUAAAGAUGUACGACCAGUACAUCGAUCAAAUCAAGGACUUGGCAAGCCUUUCGCUCGAACUGGCACAUAAGUAUGAAGAAGCGGCGCAAGAGAACGGGGAAGCGUUCCGCAUGUUUCACCAAGAAGCAAAUGAGAUGCGUCUAAGAUACUAUGAAGCCUACUUGGAUCACUACCAGACUCUCAUCGGUUACAUUGAGCCUAUCGUCAGGAAGGUCAAAACCCUAGCUGCGCCGCCUAAAGUCAAGGGCGCAAGGAGGAAUGGCUGCAAUCGCAACAAGAACGACAACAACGCUCUUACGGAUACCCUAGAGGACUUCGCUGCAGCACUGAAACAAAGGCAGACCACGACCAGGCUACAGAUUGUAGUGGCGGAGAAGAUCAAGGACAUACUCGAUCGCGAGGGCUUGGUACCGGAAGAGAUUGAUCGACUAGUGGAUGAGGCGGAAGAGGAUCUGGAGCGUGCGCAGGAAGCUUCGGUUACUCAGACUCAAUCCCCGGGUUCUGGUACCUCCAGUUCUAUCGCGUUGUCAUCACCGGUCGUUGAGAGCGUUGAUAGCAAGCUGGAGAAGCAUUUCGGGGACUUGGAUAGGUGGUUCCAGAGUGUGCGGGAUCGGCCUGUUGUCGCAGACGAGAGCUGA
This is a messenger RNA of Alternaria hordeiaustralica, 939 nucleotides long. RefSeq lists its product as uncharacterized. Lineage: Eukaryota; Fungi; Ascomycota; Dothideomycetes; Pleosporales; Pleosporaceae. The record is from RefSeq and is a predicted model, not a curated record. Bases 1 to 939 code for a protein of 312 amino acids. The transcript has a single exon.